Molecule: messenger RNA, 2560 nt
Organism: Megalopta genalis
Lineage: Eukaryota; Metazoa; Arthropoda; Insecta; Hymenoptera; Halictidae
Gene: Naprt
Product: nicotinate phosphoribosyltransferase
Biological process (GO): NAD+ biosynthetic process via the salvage pathway
Cellular component (GO): cytosol
Molecular function (GO): nicotinate phosphoribosyltransferase activity
Source: RefSeq, a predicted model, not a curated record
GUCCUUCAAACGUUCCUAUCGAUUCUGAGAGUUUGGACGGAGAGAGAUACACGGAGCCGAGUAUAAUACGAUGUUCACCGUCGAAACGUGUUAGUUCGUCGGUAACGGUGCCUGUUGUUCUGUGGCUGGCGUAAACGUUCCUCGCUCUACAAUAAGGAACCUACCUUCUUAUUUUCAUUCACUUUUGAUUUCAUUCUCAAUUUUCCCUGUUUGCGAUCGGAACCGUUGGACAGAGAUUUCACAGAAAAUGUCAGACGACGAGAGCAAAUCAUGGUGUAAUUCUCGUCAAACUUGCGUAGUGCAACCGUUAUUGACAGAUUUAUAUCAGAUUUCAAUGGCAUAUGCCUAUUGGAAAAGUGGAAAGGUAAACGAUCAUGCAGUGUUUGACUUGUACUUUCGCAAAAAUCCAUUUCAAGGAGAAUUUACUAUUUUUGCGGGAUUGGAAGAAUGUAUUAAAUUUUUGGAGAAGUUUCAUUAUUCUUCUAGCGAUAUUAAGUACUUGAAGUCAACUAUGCCAUCAUCGAUGGAUCAAAGGUUUUUCGAUUACUUGAAAGACCUGACUCCCAAAGAUGUGAUAAUAUAUGCUAUGGAAGAAGGCUCGGUGGCUUUCCCAAGAAUACCAUUACUAAGAGUAGAAGGUCCAUUAAUAAUGGUUCAACUUUUGGAAACAACACUGUUAACCUUAGUAAACUAUGCAAGUUUAAUGGCAACUAAUGCAGCCAGAUACCGUAUGGUUGCUGGGAAAAAUAUAACAUUGUUAGAAUUUGGUCUACGAAGAGCUCAGGGUCCUGAUGGUGGAUUGAGUGCGUCCAAGUACAGUUACAUGGGAGGCUUUGAUGGUACCAGUAAUGUAUUAGCUGGAAAGCUUUACGAUAUUCCUGUUAGUGGAACACACGCGCAUGCAUAUAUUACGUCUUUUACGGGCAUUGAUGACUUGCAAGAACGAACUUUGGCGCAUAAAGAGACGGGAGAGGUUUAUGAUCUUCUCGAAUUAGCUUACAAACAUCAGGAUUCCAUUGCAGCUGAUGUAGGGACUCUAGUUUCUGAGGCUUCUAGUGGAGAAUUAGCUGCUUUGAUUAGUUAUGCUAUUGCUUUCCCGCAACGAUUUGUUGCUCUUGUAGACACGUAUGACGUGAAAAGCAUCGAAACCACGGCCAAGAGACAGGCACAUAUAGCCAGCCUAAAUGUAAAGAAUAAACGUCUAACAAAUGGGUCCAAUUCACUUGCUCAAAAUGGUGUCAGAAACAAUCCGAUUUUAUCAGAAACGACUUCGCAUCACAAGAAUGGCUUUUUAAGACGAGGCGAAUUGGGUGAGCUCUAUGUGAGGAGUGGUCUGUUAAACUUCUGUGCUGUGGCAUUAGCUUUGAAUGACUUGGGUUAUAAAGCAAUUGGUAUCAGAAUCGAUAGCGGUGACUUAGCAUACUUAAGUAACACGGCCAGAGAUAUGUUUGAAAGAAUUGCGAUCAAGUAUAAUAUACCUUGGUUUGCAAAGUUGAUGAUUUGUGCAUCAAACGAUAUUAACGAGGAAACUAUUCUAAGUUUAAAUGAACAGAGCCAUAAGAUUGAUUGCUUUGGAAUUGGUACACAUCUAGUAACAUGUCAAAGACAACCAGCACUGGGUUGCGUGUACAAAAUGGUUGAAAUUAACAAUCAACCCAGAAUGAAGCUCAGUCAAGAAGUUGGAAAAGUAACAAUACCAGGAAAGAAAGAUGCGUUUAGAUUAUAUGGAACAGACGGAUAUGCUUUAAUUGAUCUUCUGCAAAGAUCUACCGAAGAAGUUCCACAAGUAAAGCAGAAAGUUCUUUGUAGACAUCCGUUUCAAGAAUCAAAGAGAGCGUAUGUUAUUCCAACGCAAGUGGAAUCUCUACAUAAGGUAUAUUGGAAGAAUGGUAAAUUAUGUCAAUCACUACCCACAUUGCAUGAAAUAAGAAAUAGAGUUCAGGAAUCUCUGAGAACUCUGAGGAAUGAUCACAAAAGAAAUUUAAACCCUACACCAUACAAAGUCGCUGUCAGUGAUGAUUUAUAUAAUUUUAUACAUGAUUUAUGGCUUCAAAAUGCACCCAUUGGUGAGCUCUCGUGAAGCUAUGAGUAAAUCACUGUUACAAACUGGUUACAAAAAAAACUCGUAGUUGUUAACACAUGAAAUAGACCGUAUAUUCUGGUGGCCUAUAUGAUAUAUUAUAUCGAGGGUUUCAAAAGUUUAUUUUUUACACUGUUCAAAGAACAUCUACAUGUAUAACUAUCGUUUGACUAUAGUAGUAUAUUUUGAUAACUUAUGCAAAUCGUUUACAUAGUUUUUAUAAAUAUAGGAUUAUCUAUAGAAAGUAUUGCAAUUGUAUGGAUUAUACUAUAAACAUAUAGUAUUUAUCAGAAUCGGUAAUCACAUUUCACUUUUCAAAGGCGUAAAACGGGUAAACACAAAUUAGUCAUGCACAAUUCACGUAGAAUUACUUUUACUUUUUAAAGAAACAAAAAAGAUAAACUGUAUAUGCAAUGCAAAAGAAAUUUGCAUCCAGUAAUGUAAAUAAAGUGUAAAUAAUGGUCGACGUUUUACAGAUUA